Molecule: messenger RNA, 5552 nt
Organism: Myodes glareolus (Bank vole)
Lineage: Eukaryota; Metazoa; Chordata; Mammalia; Rodentia; Cricetidae
Source: RefSeq, a predicted model, not a curated record
UGCCUGCCGGUUUGUUACUUAUUUAUGAAAAUAUGCCUCAGUUUGAUACUGUCUUGGAAUUCAUGAGAUGGAAGCAUAGGUCAAAGCUGUUUGAAGAAAAUUGGAACUACGGUUUUAUCUGACCACAUCCCUGAGGAAUCUGAAAAAAACAGCUUGUGAAAAUCAUCGUUUAGUGAUUUUGUUCUUCUGCAAGGAAAUCUCAUUCAGUAAAGCCAUUUAAAUUAGUGAAAUAGUAGGACCAGUAAAUCAAAGUGGCAGUGUACAGGAUACGUGGACAUUGAACAAUGACUCAGCUUUAUGCUUACAUCAGAUUACUGGGAGCCUGUCUGUCCAUCAUUUCUCAUGUUCAAGGGCAGAAUCUAGACAGUAUGCUCCAUGGCACUGGUGUGAAAUCAGACUUGGACCAGAAGAAGCCAGACAAUGGAGUGACGUUAGCACCAGAGGAUACCUUACCUUUCUUAAAGUGCUAUUGCUCAGGACACUGCCCAGAUGAUGCUAUUAAUAACACAUGCAUAACUAAUGGGCAUUGCUUUGCCAUUAUAGAAGAAGAUGAUCAGGGAGAAACCACAUUAGCUUCUGGGUGUAUGAAGUAUGAAGGCUCUGAUUUUCAGUGCAAGGAUUCACCAAAAGCCCAGCUACGCAGGACAAUAGAAUGUUGUCGGACCAAUUUAUGCAACCAAUAUUUGCAGCCUACACUGCCUCCUGUGAUUAUAGGUCCAUUUUUUGAUGGCAGCAUUCGAUGGCUGGUUGUGCUCAUUUCCAUGGCUGUCUGUAUAGUCGCGAUGAUCAUCUUCUCCAGCUGCUUUUGUUACAAACAUUACUGUAAGAGCAUCUCAAGCAGAGGCCGUUACAACCGUGAUUUGGAACAGGAUGAAGCAUUUAUUCCAGUAGGAGAAUCCUUGAAAGACCUGAUUGACCAAUCACAAAGCUCUGGUAGUGGAUCUGGACUACCUUUAUUGGUUCAGCGAACUAUUGCCAAACAGAUUCAGAUGGUUCGGCAGGUUGGUAAAGGCCGAUAUGGAGAAGUGUGGAUGGGUAAAUGGCGUGGCGAGAAAGUGGCAGUCAAAGUGUUUUUUACCACUGAAGAAGCUAGCUGGUUUAGAGAAACGGAAAUCUACCAGACGGUGUUAAUGCGUCAUGAAAAUAUACUUGGUUUUAUAGCUGCAGACAUUAAAGGCACUGGCUCCUGGACUCAGCUGUAUUUGAUUACUGAUUACCAUGAAAAUGGAUCUCUCUAUGACUUCCUGAAAUGUGCCACACUAGACACCAGAGCCCUACUCAAGUUAGCUUACUCUGCUGCCUGUGGUCUGUGCCACCUCCACACAGAAAUUUAUGGUACCCAAGGAAAGCCUGCAAUUGCUCAUCGAGACCUGAAGAGCAAAAACAUCCUUAUUAAGAAAAAUGGAAGUUGCUGUAUUGCUGACCUUGGUCUGGCUGUUAAAUUCAACAGUGAUACAAACGAAGUUGACAUACCCUUGAAUACCAGGGUGGGCACCAAGCGCUACAUGGCUCCCGAAGUACUGGAUGAAAGCCUGAAUAAGAACCAUUUCCAGCCUUACAUCAUGGCUGACAUCUAUAGCUUUGGCUUAAUUAUUUGGGAAAUGGCUCGUCGUUGUAUUACAGGAGGAAUAGUGGAGGAAUACCAGUUACCAUAUUACAACAUGGUGCCCAGUGACCCAUCCUAUGAAGAUAUGCGUGAGGUUGUGUGUGUCAAACGAUUGCGGCCAAUCGUGUCUAACCGCUGGAACAGUGAUGAAUGUCUUCGAGCAGUUUUGAAGCUGAUGUCAGAAUGCUGGGCCCAUAAUCCAGCCUCCAGACUCACAGCUUUGAGAAUCAAGAAGACACUUGCAAAAAUGGUUGAAUCCCAGGAUGUAAAGAUUUGACAGUUAUACAGUUGUAAGGGAGAAUCUAGACUGUAAGAACUUCACCCAAGGAAUGGGUGGGUUAGCAUGGAAUAGGAUGUUGGCUUGAUUUUCAGACUCUUUCUUUGCCACAUCUUCACAGGCUGCUAACAGUAAACCUUCAGUACUCUGCGGAAUACAAGAUUUGAACUCCCAAGCGUGUCAAUCUUUAUACAUGGACAGGACAACUUUGUUCUACAGGUUUGGUUUUAUGAACGAUAUCAAGACUCCAAUCCUGAUAAGAAGCCUCUGGUCUAACUCUGGGCACUCAUUAUUCUGUCCAUAAAGUGAUGCUUUCUAUGAAAGCCUGGAGAAAAUUAAUGAACUCAGCAGAGAUGGAGAAAGACAUUUUUGCCUUCUAUCAGAGAAAACAUCUAUUUGCGUUCUAUCUUUGUAAACAGCCUACAGAUUAUGAUCUCUUUGGGAUACAGCCUGGUUUAUGAUGGUGCACUAUGCCUUUGAUAUGUACACCAGAGUUCCUCUGCUGCCAUGGGGCUUAGGAAAAGAAUGUGUGAUGUGCAGGAGGGUAUUGUGGCUGACAGGUUAAACAUGCAAUAUCCGAUCAACAUUUGCCAAUCUCAUGAAAGUCAUCUACCUUGUAACUGUAGUAACUUCUCCACCAAAUUUGUUUCUAACAUAAUAGUUGUAAAGGCCAAAUAAGUUUAAAGUGUCCAUAAAUUUGGACUGUUUCUCUUCUAUCACCAUUUUGUUUUCUAGUUUGGUAUUUUUUUUUUUUAAUAAAAUACCACCUGUCCAGAGUUGAAACUUUAAACCCUACUUUGGAAGAAAAUGCCUCUUGCUGGAGAAGGCCUUGCUGUAUCUGAUAAUGAUGUGCAUGUCUGUGAUCAAAUUCUGAAGUCUUUGCUCUCAGUAUCUCUUAAAAAGGGAAGUUGUUUAUCAUGUGUAAUGUGCUUUUAUUUUCAAAAUCUACAUAAUCAUCUUUCUAGCCAUAUUUUACUUGCACACAGAACUCUAUUCCAAACAGUUUACUUGGAUCUUAUCCAUAAUGGGGGGAAUGUUUUAAAGUAGAACCAUGUGUGAAUUUCAGAAUUCAUGCAUUUAAAAACUUUAGUCAAAAAGUUCAUUAAGAUAUUGCCUCAUUCUUUUAUGAAGGAUGUCAGCUAAUAUAAAUUUGUCAGUAACUGGUAAAUGUAUUUUAUAUAUCUAAAUCUUUAGAAAUUUGCUUUUUACAGUUUCUGAUCCCUAACUUGUGAAGACAAAGAGUCAGGCAGAAGUGUCCAGUACCGGUCACUGCCCAUGUCUAUACUGAACAGCUGAAAUAAAAUGAUGCUUUUUUUUUUUUUUAAUAGAGGGCUUGUUCUCUCAAAGAACAGUUCUGGUUCAAACUUACAUGCCGAUAUCAUAUUAUUUAAAUGUUUAUUCUGCGCAAACAAGCCAGGAGAGGAUCAAGUGACAUUGUCUCUGUGGAUGAAACAUAAAUUAAAAGUGAUUGCGUUAUAACAUAGUCAACCGUUUUCGUUUAAAUGGGAGACUGUCCAUCUAUUCAUUUAUAACUAAAUAUAAUACACGAAUUCCACAAAUUUGAGACUUGCUUUGACUAUUUAAUGAGUUUCAUUUAUUGUAACCAAAGCCUGAGAACACAUAGGAGAUUUGAAUUACUUAAGCCAAGUUAACCUGGCUAUAUUUUUUGCCUGAAUAAACUAAGUCUUAAAAAUCAUUAUCAUCUUGAUGAUAUACCUAAUGAACGGCACACUUCAUUCUUAGACAUGCUUGAAUGGUGUGUGGAGGCCGCUAUAUAAUGAUUCUUUUCUAAUUAGCUUGGUCUGAGGAAGGGGGCUACCAGGGAUUAAUUCUAAGGCUGAUAGUGAGUACUGGAGUCACUGCCUUCCCAAGCUGCCUCUCAGUACUCGGUAGAAACAGUAACAUUCUUUAAAGGACAAAUGCUGCAAUAGUCCUUACGUAGAACCCUAAUGUCUAAAGUUGCAUUAAACUUUUCCUUUUCUUCUCCUCCCUCUUAUUCUUAAAUUUGAAAUUUAAGCCUGGAGAGAUGGCUCAGAGGUUAAGAGCACUGGCUGCUCUUCCAGAGAUCCUGAAUUCAGUUCCCAGCAACCACAUAGUGGCUCACAACCAUCUGUAAUGAGAUCUGGUGCCCUCUUCUGCUGUGCAGGCAUAUAUGCAGGCAGAACUCUGUAUACAUAAUAAAUAAAGCAUUUAAAAAUAUGGGAAAUUCAGUGAAGUAUUUGAAGACUAUAUCAGCCCUUGGCCAGUGAGAAGGCUCAGUGGGUAGAAACACUGCUGGCAAGCUGCCACCUGCAGUGCAGUCUCUGGGUCACGUGCGAAAGGAGAGAACCAACUAUUCCAUAAUUGUCUUCUGACAUCAAUACACUCUUUGGCAUGCAUCCCCCCGUGCACUCCUCCACACACACACAUAAUGCACUCCACAUAUUCAAACACAUAAGUGUAAUUUAAAACAAAAUAUAUAAACAACUGGUAAAAAAAAAAGUACUGUGUAGUUAGUAAUUAGUAACUUGUAAAAAUCUGCAAACUCAUUUGGUCCCACUUUGAAUCUAGAGUUUAAAAAAUAUGGCUAACAUCAGCAAUCUUUUUAAAUCAUAACAUUAUAAAAGCCCAAACCCAUCUACCUAAAUAAAUAUCAAAUGAUCCAGGAAGAUACCGCAAGUGGUUUGUAUGGUCAGGUGUUACAGGGGUACAGAGCAGGUAAAGAUUGGUCCCAACUUGACUGUCUUGAGGCUUCUGCAACACUGAGAACUGAUUUCCCUGGAAACACUGUAACAAAAGGUAUUUAGUCAGCAUGUUUGUUAUCCUUCCCGUGUCCAGAAACGCUCCUAAGCCUGUAAAGUGAACUGGCUUAAUCAGCUCUUGUCCUGGAAUGUUCUAAUGUUAUUCAAUCCUUUUUUUCUUUUUAGAUAUUUUUCCUUAUUUAGAAUAAAAAGAUAGUAAUUUUUCAAGAACCGUGUAUCUCUGAUUUGGCCCAAGAUAAGUUGUUGGAUAUUGAUUGUUUCUUCCAAGGCAGAUUUCCUAAGUGAAAACCUUGUCUUUUCCAGAUACAUGUUGUUUUGAAAUGUCUCCAGAUGUCUAAGAUAAUUUCAACAAAAGUUUAAUUCAUAUUGAAAGAAAGGUUAUGUAGCCCUUGUGGUAACAACACAAAUUGAGUCAGAUAUUAAGCAGUGACGGUUUGCUCUCCUCUUGGCUGUGAAGGAGGGGAGACUAGGCAAGCAGAACUUGUUCCUCUGGUGAAGUGUGUGAAUCUGCAGGAAUGACCAUCCCAUAAGGAAAGCUUAUGAAUAUGGCUUUUGCAAAGAAUUAGACAUAAUACUGUAAUUUUAGGUUGUACUCUGCACUCUUUCAGUGGAAUUAUUUAAGCUCUUUAGUGACCUUUAUUCUUCCCUCUUAAAAGCUAAAAUGUAGUAUAUAUUGUAUAAAAUGAAAAUAUUAUAGCUUAGGGAAACUGUACAUAAGGCAUUGACAGGUUAAAAGGAGGCAUUUUUAAUAUGCAAUUGUAAAACACCAAAAAUAUAGAUUCAUCUUUGAUAUGUAACACACUAAAUGUAUUUUGUACAGAAUCUGAUUUAAAAGGUGCCUUAUUAAGUUUACCAUUAAUUGCUUUGUUCUAUAUACAGAUUAUGUCUAAUGUAUCAUUUUUCAGUAAAUAACCUUAUUUUAGUAUAA